AUGCAAUAUGAUGAAGAUGAUGAUGAAAUCACCCCAGAUUUGUGGCAAGAAGCAUGCUGGAUUGUAAUCAGUUCCUAUUUUGAUGAAAAAGGCUUGGUCAGACAACAGCUGGAUUCUUUUGAUGAGUUUAUUCAGAUGUCUGUUCAAAGAAUUGUGGAAGAUGCUCCACCUAUAGACCUACAAGCUGAAGCUCAGCAUGCUAGUGGGGAAGUUGAAGAACCGGUUCUGAUUGCUCAAGAGAAAAUGGCAACAAACACAGUUUAUGUGUUUGCCAAAAAGGAUUCUAAAUAUGCCUACACUGGAGAGUGUAGGUCAUGUCUAGAGAAUUCUUCCCGGCCCACCAGCACUAUAUGGGUUAGCAUGCUGGCCAGAGGAGGACAGGGUGCAAAAAAGAGUGCGAUUGGUCAGCGCAUUGUGGCAACUCUACCGUAUAUCAAGCAAGAAGUUCCCAUCAUUAUUGUUUUCAGAGCACUAGGUUUUGUGUCUGACAGAGAUAUUUUAGAGCAUAUUAUUUAUGAUUUUGAAGAUCCAGAGAUGAUGGAAAUGGUUAAACCUUCUCUUGAUGAAGCUUUUGUCAUCCAAGAGCAGAACGUUGCACUAAACUUCAUUGGUUCAAGAGGAGCGAAGCCUGGUGUUACUAAAGAGAAAAGAAUUAAAUAUGCGAAAGAGGUCUUGCAAAAAGAAAUGCUCCCACAUGUUGGUGUCAGUGACUUUUGUGAGACCAAAAAAGCCUAUUUCUUGGGGUAUAUGGUUCACAGGCUUCUUCUAGCAGCUUUGGGUAGAAGAGAACUAGAUGACAGAGAUCACUAUGGAAACAAAAGAUUGGAUCUUGCUGGGCCACUGCUUGCGUUCUUAUUUAGAGGUAUGUUUAAAAAUUUGCUUAAAGAAGUACGGAUCUACGCACAGAAGUUUAUUGAUCGAGGAAAGGAUUUUAACUUAGAAUUGGCGAUUAAAACAAGGAUUAUAUCUGAUGGCCUAAAAUACUCUUUAGCUACUGGAAACUGGGGUGAUCAAAAGAAAGCUCAUCAAGCCAGAGCUGGAGUAUCUCAGGUGUUGAACCGCCUGACUUUUGCAUCUACUCUUUCUCACCUGCGUCGUUUAAAUUCUCCUAUUGGUAGAGAUGGCAAGCUAGCAAAACCAAGACAGCUGCAUAAUACAUUGUGGGGAAUGGUGUGUCCUGCUGAGACUCCAGAGGGCCAUGCUGUAGGACUUGUGAAGAAUUUAGCUCUGAUGGCUUAUAUUUCAGUUGGAUCUCAACCGUCUCCAAUUCUGGAAUUUUUAGAAGAAUGGAGUAUGGAAAAUUUAGAAGAAAUUUCACCUGCAGCUAUUGCUGAUGCAACCAAGAUUUUCGUUAAUGGCUGUUGGGUUGGGAUACAUAAAGACCCUGAACAACUUAUGAACACGCUAAGGAAAUUGCGACGUCAGAUGGACAUCAUUGUGUCUGAAGUUUCUAUGAUCAGAGAUAUUCGAGAAAGGGAGAUUCGUAUCUAUACAGAUGCAGGCCGUAUUUGUAGACCACUUCUGAUUGUGGAAAAACAAAAGCUGCUUUUGAAGAAGAGACAUAUUGAUCAAUUGAAAGAGAGAGAAUACAACAACUACAGUUGGCAGGAUCUUGUGGCCAGUGGGGUAGUAGAAUAUAUUGAUACCCUUGAAGAAGAGACAGUGAUGCUUGCAAUGACGCCAGAUGAUUUACAGGAGAAGGAAGUAGCUUAUUGUUCCACAUACACACAUUGUGAGAUUCAUCCUUCAAUGAUUCUUGGUGUCUGUGCAUCUAUUAUUCCCUUUCCUGAUCAUAACCAGUCUCCUAGGAACACAUACCAGUCUGCUAUGGGUAAGCAGGCUAUGGGAGUCUAUAUCACCAACUUCCAUGUUCGAAUGGACACACUGGCCCACGUUCUCUAUUAUCCUCAAAAACCACUUGUGACCACGCGGUCUAUGGAAUAUUUACGAUUCAGAGAGCUGCCAGCAGGUAUCAACUCAAUUGUGGCCAUUGCAUCAUAUACUGGAUAUAAUCAAGAAGACUCUGUUAUCAUGAAUCGCUCAGCUGUAGACCGGGGCUUUUUCAGGUCUGUUUUCUACCGGUCUUACAAAGAACAGGAGUCUAAAAAAGGAUUUGAUCAAGAAGAAGUUUUUGAGAAACCUAGUUCUGAAACAUGCCAGGGUAUGCGGCAUGCCAUUUAUGACAAGCUAGAUGAUGAUGGUCUGAUAGCUCCUGGGGUUCGUGUAUCAGGAGAUGAUGUUAUCAUAGGUAAAACAGUCACCUUGCCUGAAAAUGAAGAUGAAUUGGAGAGCACUAAUAGACGCUAUACCAAGAGAGACUGCAGCACUUUCCUCAGAACUAGUGAGACGGGUAUUGUGGACCAAGUGAUGGUAACUCUCAACCAGGAAGGAUAUAAAUUUUGUAAAAUAAGAGUACGCUCUGUUAGAAUUCCACAAAUUGGAGACAAAUUUGCUAGUCGACAUGGUCAAAAGGGUACUUGUGGUAUUCAGUAUAGACAAGAGGAUAUGCCUUUUACCUGUGAAGGCAUCACCCCUGAUAUUAUCAUAAAUCCCCAUGCUAUCCCUUCUCGUAUGACUAUUGGUCACUUGAUUGAAUGUCUUCAAGGGAAGGUAUCAGCUAACAAGGGUGAAAUUGGUGACGCUACUCCAUUUAAUGAUGCGGUGAACGUGCAGAAGAUCUCUAACCUUUUGUCUGAGUAUGGUUACCAUCUCCGAGGAAAUGAGGUCCUGUACAAUGGGUUCACUGGUCGAAAAAUCACAUCACAAAUUUUUAUUGGCCCCACUUAUUACCAGCGUUUGAAGCAUAUGGUGGAUGAUAAAAUUCAUUCUCGUGCUAGAGGCCCUAUUCAGAUCCUUAAUAGACAGCCCAUGGAAGGUCGAUCUCGUGAUGGUGGCCUGCGUUUUGGAGAAAUGGAAAGAGAUUGUCAGAUUGCCCAUGGAGCAGCCCAGUUUUUACGAGAACGGUUGUUUGAGGCAUCAGAUCCGUAUCAGGUUCAUGUUUGCAAUCUCUGUGGAAUAAUGGCCAUCGCUAACACCAGGACCCACACGUAUGAAUGCAGGGGCUGUCGCAAUAAAACCCAGAUUUCCUUGGUUCGGAUGCCAUAUGCAUGCAAGCUGUUGUUUCAGGAACUCAUGUCAAUGAGCAUCGCACCAAGAAUGAUGAGUGUUUAG
Chrysochloris asiatica (Cape golden mole) is the source of this 3171-nucleotide messenger RNA. It is a transcript of the gene POLR2B, whose product is annotated as polymerase (RNA) II (DNA directed) polypeptide B, 140kDa. Gene Ontology annotation, biological process: DNA-templated transcription. The coding region runs from base 1 to 3171 and encodes 1056 amino acids. Gene Ontology annotation, cellular component: RNA polymerase II, core complex. Gene Ontology annotation, molecular function: DNA binding; ribonucleoside binding; DNA-directed RNA polymerase activity. The transcript is spliced from 22 exons. Lineage: Eukaryota; Metazoa; Chordata; Mammalia; Afrosoricida; Chrysochloridae. The record is from RefSeq and is a predicted model, not a curated record.